Telopea speciosissima is the source of this 976-nucleotide messenger RNA. Its product is annotated as universal stress protein PHOS34. The transcript is spliced from 5 exons. The coding region runs from base 46 to 567 and encodes 173 amino acids. NCBI's taxonomy places the organism in Eukaryota, Viridiplantae, Streptophyta, Magnoliopsida, Proteales, Proteaceae. The record is from RefSeq and is a predicted model, not a curated record.
UUUCUGAGUUAUAUCUGAGAUCUCUCGAGUUGAAGUGCAGCAGCCAUGAGUGGAGCUGGAAAGCUUAGCUGUGUUGUUGUCGCCGUGGAUGGUAGCGAAGAGAGCAUGAACGCCUUGAAAUGGGCACUUGACAACCUGAAACUCAAAUCUCAGGAAGACGACUCUGAACCUGGCACCUUAGUGAUUCUACAUAUUCAAUCUCCUCCCUCCAUCGCCGCUGGCCUUAACCCCGGCGCCAUCCCUUUUGGUGGACCUAGUGAUCUGGAGGUUCCUGCGUUCACCCAGGCCAUUGAGGCGCAUCAGCGACGCAUCACCGAGGCGAUCUUGGCUCAUGCAUUGAAAAUAUGCUCCGAGAGGAACGUUAGUGUGAAGACACAAGUAGUUGUUGGUGAUCCAAAGGAGAAAAUUUGUGAGGUUGCCAGCAACUUGCACUCAGACCUGCUUGUGAUGGGGUCCCGCGCUUUUGGCCCUAUUAAAAGGAUGUUUUUGGGUAGUGUAAGCAACUAUUGUACAAACCAUGCACAGUGCCCUGUCAUUGUAGUUAAGGGUGCUUCUGCUGCAUCUUGACAAGCUUCUAAGAAUCUCUUCUUUGAAUUGUGCGGCAACGACUGCAUUAAUCAAUAUCAGAGCCUUGUCAUCAUGUUAAAGAAUGUGUUUUGACCAGCCAGUGCUGUCACUCCCAUCUUACUAUGUCACAUGACUGGUUCUUGAGGAUUUUUAAGGUAAUAGAUACUUUUCCUAGUUUGUGCCUAUGUUGUGUUGUAUUGGUGAAGUUUGUUCAAAUCUUGUGAAGAUUGUUGUAAACUUUCUUUGGCUCUGGGUCUGGCUGUCCAGACAUGUAAUUUGGCAAAAAGGUUGAGUUUUUCUGAUCAUUGGUACUGCUCGAGCCCCUUGGCUUGCCUUUGUUAUCUUGUGCAACAACUCCUUUAUUUGUUAUUGGUUAUGGAUUCGCCAAUGGUUUAUGAAUAAUGUUGAA